GUUUUAUUUAUAAAAUUUUAUGCGUUAACGAUUCGGAAAUAUAGAUCUGUAUUUGGGACGUAUUUGUAAAGAUGGGUACCGCGCAUUUUCGUCAUUCUAUCUUUAUCAUCCAUUAGAUAUAAAACUGCAUAAAACAAAGAUAGAAUGACAAGAAAGCGUGCUAUCUUGAGUGCGUUCUGAAUGCGGGAUUAUAGUUAACAAGAGGACUUUUCAUUUAAAUUACUCAUAAUCGUAAAAUUAUUAUCACGUUUUGCAUCAAACACGAAUUCGACUUAAAAAGUUCGUGUGGCAGAAGAAAGAGUAAUAAUCGUGAAUAUUAGGUUAGUUGCACACAUCGCAUUUUUCCAUAACCUAUUUCCCGCGGGUUGAAGUAUAUAUGCAAGAAACGUAUAUACGUUAUUGUGCACGAAUAGCAGAUGAACAAAAAUUAUAAGACGAAGUGUGUACGAUGAAACACGUGUAAAGUAACUAAUAAAUAUCGGAUAUUCUAUCGAAGAACCUUUCAAGCAAGCACAUUCAUACACUAUGGUAACCUUUCAGUCGCACUGACGUCGGGUCAAUGUGGUCAAUGUAACGAAGAUAUUUUAACUACAAAUUUUGGAUUUGAUCCUGAUGCACAUUAUCGAGUAUUUGUGUCGCAUUACGACUUUAUUGUUAUUUCCGCACCGACGUAGAAGUUCUCGAGACGGCGGUAAUUAAUCAUAAAGAUGGGCGAUAUUAAAUAUUAUGGAAAAAGGAGAAGCAUUAUAAGAAGGAUUGGGUCUUUUUUACCAUUAAAGCCUCUGCCAAAAAUAUAUGUCAGUGUGACACCAUUACAUUUAAUGACAAAUUCGAUGAUAAAUGAGGAAACCAGUAGAAAUUAUGUCGAUACGAAUGGAUAUCCUAUAAGCAGGCCUGAUCUGUUGGAGCCAAUUAGUUUUGGAUCUGAAGUACGAUUACUCGCAUUAGAGCAAGAAUUACAAGAACUUAGGGAACAAAUUUCAACAAUUGUGAAAAAUAAUAAACUGUCCAAAUAUGCAUCUGUUACAUCUCUGCCCAAUGGAGCAGAUGACUUAAAGUCAGUGCCACCGCCACCUCCACCUCUACCGCCAUUUCCACUUCCCCUUCCACUUUUGCCACCUACAACACCGCAUAUCGCAAGAAGGGCUAGUUUACAAGAUCACAAAAUUGAGGAUCGUAAGAAGAUUUCAUUGAGUGGACAAAAAUUGACGGGUGAUACAUUGAAAGACAUCGAUAACGUAAAAUUGAGACCAGUGGCAAGAUCUCCAGGUGGACAUCCUAUAAGAGUGAGACGUGAGAAUAGUCCGUGCAAUGAUUUGCAGGAAAUUUUACGAAGACGCUAUAUUGCAAUGCAAUCUCCCAACAACAGGAAUUCAUCAUCUAACUUAGCUAUGGACGAAUCAUUUUGAACGAGUUCAAAACAAAUGGUUCGUAGCUAAGUAAAUGAAAACUUUCAAGUGUUUUUAUUGUAUUGUGUAUUUAUACGAAAUUUAGGAUUUUUACGAUAAGUAUUGAUCUUUCAUAUGUUUGAUUUAUCGUAGACAUGCUGUGUUUGUAUUUUUUGCACUUUAUAUUAGCUGAAGUUUAUAGCAAAAGAAUGAAAAUAAAGAUUGCCACUCAGGCGUCACAUUAAAACUUUACUAAUAACGAUGUAAUUAGAAUUUUUUUAACGGUUUUAAAAAGAAAUUAGUUUCAAGUCCAUUUAGUUUGCAUUUCUGUUUAAAGUCAUUAUUGUAGAUGAGGUUGUUGAUAUUGAAAUUUUGAAUCAAUCGAUUUUUCUUACAACACCUAAUUGUAUGAAGUUUAUUGUCCGAAAUAAAUAUUAUUUUUGUAAUAAUUUAACAAAAUAAAAUGUGCAAUUUCUGUUACUAUUUAUAUAUUACUGAUAUAAAUGAAAAAUUUUAAUUACUAAUUGCGUGUAAAUAAAAUAGAUUUUAAUUUAAUCAAUAAAUAUUAAUAUUGUAAUUAUAAUUUUAAACUCGAAAUAAAGAUAGGCAAUGAGAGUCCUUGCGGUUGUUGGUGCGUAUAUAUAGAUCUAAUUUAUUUUUACAUUAAUAUCUAAUACAGAAAAUAACGAAUGUUUCGACCCCAUUUUGGGUCAUCUUGGGUCUAGCCAAAAUACAAAAUUAACGGAGAAAGCUCAACCUUAUCACAUGGCAAAUGCAAUAACUCUAUCCUAUUCAGGUGUUAAUUCGAGUGAUUACGCCAUAUUAAAUUGUGACAACAAGUAUCAGUAAGAAGAUUGAUUCUGUGUAAGUUACAACGAGUUGUCGUGCGAAAGGAGGAGAUGCAAAGAAUACAGCAGUUGACGCUGGCAUAUGGUUGGAAUUCAAUAUAUAAAAAUCCAAAUUUACAGCGUUGCCCCAAGCGUUAAUAAUUCCGCUCACUGUCACGGUCCGAUCAAUACUGAUCAAGGUUUUUGGUGUAUAGAAAUCAAUUUCGCAACCUCUCUCCGAGCUUUGACCGCUCCGUCCAAUGACUCUGUCAGAUUGGUACUGUUCAAGGUUUUCUUGGUUGUGAGAAGUAACGGCAAAUCGAUCGAUACAGUUCAAGGUUUUUUUGGUUGUGAGAAGUAACGGUAACUUUUCAAGCGGAUGAAACGAAUAAGUAUAUGUCUAGGUAUGACGACUAGGUGUAUGAUUAAGAUUACAAUCUGUCUAGGAUACGAGCAUAGGUAUGGUGCAAAAAUUCUGUGUCUUCUUGUCUAUUGAGGCCAUUCUCUUGGCGUUUAAUAUGCAACAUUUCCAAAAUUAAGCGUUUUCCCAGGUAUUGUUCUUUGUCAAGAAUUGAGAUGUUGUCUCAGUCAAAUUCAUGGUCUUCGGUUAUCCUAUGUUCUGUAAUAACUGACUGUGUGUUGGUGCUCUUUUUGUCGUGAUUUUUGUGUUCGAAAUUUUUGUUUUUACUUGUCUGCUCGUUUGCCCUACAUACGAUGCCUUGCAAUCUUUACAUGAAAUUGUAAACGACGUUUCUAUUAUACAAUUUAGGAUGGUUGUUCUUUUGUGUUUUGAUAACUGUCCCUAGUUUAUUGAGACUGAAAUACGACAAUUUCGUAUCAAGAUCUUUUGUAAUGCUCUUAAACUUACCGAAUGUAUAUAUGGUACAGUAAACCAGCUAAUAUUCUUUUGAAUGACAUUUUUGUUAUUAAUUGGAGUUAAUUCUUUCUAUUUGUGUUUUUUGAAAAGGUACUCAAGUCUAGAAUUAAUGGCAUUAAAAAUGAAACUCCUGGAAUAAUCAUUGUCAAGGCCAUGAAUUUGACUGGAAUAUCUCAAUUCUUGACAAAGAACAAUACUUGGAAAAAAGCUUAAUUUCAGAAAUGUUGCAUAUUAAAUGACAAGAGAAUGGCCUCAAUAGACAAGAAGACACAGAAUUUUUGCAUCUAUGCUCGUAUUCUAGACAGAUUGUAAUCUUAAUCAUACACCUAGUUGUCAUAACUAGACAUAUACUUAUUCGUUUCAUCCGCUUGAAAAAUUACCGUCACUUCUCAUAACCGAAAAAACCUUGAAUAGCAUCGAUCAAUUUGUCGUUAUUUCUCACAAUCAAGAAAACCUUGAAUAGUACCGACCUGACAGGAUUAUUGAACGGAGCGGUCAAAGCUCAGAGGGAGGUUGUGAAAUUGAUUUCUAUAUACCAAAAACCUUGAUCAGUAUUGAUCAGACCGUGCCAGUAAGCGGAACUAUUGGCGCUUGCGUCAACGCUGUAGAUUUUGAUUUUUAUAUUAAAUUUCAACCAUAUGCCAGCGUCAACUGUUGUAUUCUUUGCAUCUCCUCCUUUUGCAUGGCGACUCGUUGUAACUUACACAGAAUCAAUCUUCUUACUGAUGCUUGUCACAAUUUAAUAUGGUGUAAUCACUCGAAUUAACACCUGAAUAGGCUAGAGUUAUUGCAUUCGCAAUGUGAUAAGGUUGAGCUUUCUCCAUUAAUUUCAUAUUUUUGCUGAAGAUGAUUCAAAAUCGGGUCGAAAUGUUUGUUAUUUUCUUUACCAGAUAUUAAUGUUAGAAUAAAUUAGUUUUAUAUAUACGCACCAAUAACUGUGUGGACUCUUAUUGCCUAUCUUUAUUUAGUUUAAUAUUUGUGAGUCCUGUCAACUUUAAAUUAUAAUUUUAUUUAAUUAGGAAUUUUAUACAUAUUACAAGUGUUACAUAAUAAAUAUUAUGAAUUUUAAUAUUAUGAAUGUAUUGUACAUAUAUUUGGCAUAUAAAUGAAAUUUUAUUUUAGAGAUUAUUUUAAUCCCAUGAUCUUUAAAUAUUAUUUUAAUGUGAAUAUUAGAACUUAUGAAGACAAAUUUAUAUUGUUUUUGCAAGAGAGUGUUUCAUUUAUUUUAAAGAGAUAUUCCAGUCUAAAGCGCGAGAAAGUUUGUCUGCUCUUUUAAAACUGUUGACUUCAAGCACGGUCAUAUUGAAGUCAGUAAGUGAGAAGUAACACGUAAAAAUUUCAAUUGUGGCAUUUAUAAAUAAAGAGAAUUUGGGUAAAACGGAAUAAUAAGAUUGCUUUAUAACACUUCUAAAAAUGGGCCUUGACAAUUCCUUUUCUCCCUUGACAAUUAGUAAAUAGUCGUAAGAGGCUCGUGAAACUUAUUCAGGCAGGAAAACACAUGAUUAAGCUGAAGUUUUAUCCAUGACAUUUGUAAAGAAAAAGAAUUUGAAUAAAACGGAAUAAUGAGAUCACUAAAAAUGGGCUUUGACUAUUCUUUUUCCGCUUAACAGUUAACAAAUAGUCGUAAAGAGUACAUAAAGUGGAACCUAUUUAGAUAGGAAAAUACACGCUAUUGAACACAAUGAAAAAUUUGUUUUUAUGUAUAAAAUUCAGAGAAACUUGUGGCCUAUUUUUACGAAUUUGAUAAAUACGAGACAAGUCACAUUUUCACAAUGAAACACAAUAAUGAAAUAACGUGCAAGUCAUAAGUUUAUCGGUAACAUGUCACGUUUCACGCCUAUUAGUUUUAAUUUUUUCUGCGAUGCAGUGGCAUCACCGUCAACGCGGAGUUCUCGACUGAGGAGUCAGAAGCCUUAAAGAAAACUGUGGCACAUAUUUUCCUAUACACAUUUAUUCGUUUUAGUAAAUAUUUACUAAUUUUUUGGAAGAAAACUGCUACACAUAUUCUAAGAUUUUACAUCUAUUUGUACAUAUUUAAUAAACAUCUACAAAUUUUGGUAAAAUGUUUAUUACUUUAUAUUACGUAAAUUUAAGAACAAACUUAUUUUUUAAUAAGAGUACAUUGAUUGUUAUGUGAUAAACACAAAUAAUUGACAAGUCUUAAUAGUCAUAAUUAGAUCUUUGUGCUGAAAUAAUGUUUCUUGUGUGAUUUUAUAUAUAAUUUCCAAUUUUUCCGAAUUGUGUGCCGUUACUUUUGGUUUCAAUCAUAACUUAAAUUAAAUCAGAAAAGUAAUAUCACGGAAUUAAAUUGACGAUCAAUUUAAUAUCAGCAAGCAUCUCUACAAUCCCCCCCACCCUAUCCAAAAAAUCUGAUUGCUAUGAUCGUUAAAGCUUAUCAAUUUAUGUGUUUAUCGCAUAGUGGUGUAUUCUUAUUAAAAUACAUUUACAAUAUGGACUCUUAGAAACACUAUAAGUUGUUGCGAUAGAUAUUAACAAGUAGAAUGUAAAAAAAUUUAAGUCUAAAUUCUGAUCGAGGUAAUAUUUUUCGCAAUAAAUUUUUUUACAGCUUUUUAUGUGCGUGCGUGCGUGCGUGCACAUGUCAGCAGAGAUAAAGAUCUCACAGUUUAUCAUUUUCGUAGUAUUUAAUGACUUCAAAUCUUUUGAUGUGUGCCUCUGUUUGUGUAUGUGAAUGUGUGUGCGUGUACGCGCGCGCGCGCGUGUGUAUGUGCAUGCAUAUUGUUAGCAGAGAUAAGAACAUUACAUUAAUAUAAUAUAAUGUGUUUUAUCAUCUGUACAUAAUAAAACAUAUUUUUUUACAAUA
This is a messenger RNA of Solenopsis invicta (red fire ant), 5913 nucleotides long. RefSeq names its product mitochondrial fission regulator 2. Gene Ontology annotation, cellular component: mitochondrion. Gene Ontology annotation, biological process: mitochondrial fission; aerobic respiration. NCBI's taxonomy places the organism in Eukaryota, Metazoa, Arthropoda, Insecta, Hymenoptera, Formicidae. The transcript is spliced from 5 exons. The record is from RefSeq and is a predicted model, not a curated record. Bases 708 to 1409 code for a protein of 233 amino acids.